UAUAUGGUUGGAACCAAGAGAGCAUCAAUGUUUAGGAGGGCAGUAUCACUGUGUAGCAAUGUUACCUCUAUUUUCUCUUCUCUGCUGCAUUGCUCCAGUGGUACUGGGAGUACCACUAUCCAAGGAAAAUUAUGGGUUAAUUAAUGAUAUUAACCCCGAGUAUGAAGACUUGGACGCUUUCCCAUUUGCAAAAGCACCGAUCCCUGCAGAACGUGGACAGAAAUAUGGAUACCUGGGUGAAACUCAUGAGGUUGUCACAGAGGAUGGACACAUCCUACAAAUGCAUAGACUUGUUGGAUCAAAGAGAAGUCCUAUUGCAAGCAACAAGCCUCCCGUUCUGCUUGUUCAUGGUCUUAUGGAUUGUUCUGCCACUUGGGUGAUGGGAAUACCUGAAAAGAGUUUAGGCUACAUAUUAGCAGAUUGGGGCUAUGAUGUGUGGUUGGGUAAUGUACGUGGUAAUAGGUACUCCAGAAAACAUAAGUGGAUGACCACUAAAGAUGAGAAAUACUGGAUGUUCAGCUGGCAUGAGAUAGGAAUAUAUGAUCUUCCAGCAAUGAUCGAUCACAUAUUAGAGGUUAGUAAACAGAAGAAGCUCAUGUAUGUUGGACACAGUCAAGGAGGCACUGCAUUCUUAGUGAUGGCAAGUGAACGGCCAGAGUAUCAAGAGAAAAUAGAGGCAGCAUUCCCUCUAGCUCCGGCAUCUUUUAUGGAGAAAGCAACUAACCCUGCCUUGCGAAUUUUGGCCCCUCUUGUCAAAGAUUUGAAGAAACUCACAGAUCUGAUAGGCAUGUAUGAAAUUAAACCAACAAGUGAGUUUAUACAAAAAGUAGCUAAACUCGCUUGCCAGGAUGAAGCAAUUACAAGUGAACUGUGUACUAAUAUAAUAUUCCUUGUCGGUGGACCAAGCUACAGACAGCUAAACAGGACUCUCAUACCUGAAGUAGCACAAUAUGAUCCUGCUGGAGCAGCUGUUAGACAGUUUGUACACUAUGCACAAUUAAUCAAUUCCGGAGGUUUUGUACAAUACGAUCAUGGCCUUCUUGGUAACCUAAGAGUAUAUGGUCAAGCUCGUCCUCCUAAAUAUAAUGUUGCCAAUAUCAAGAUACCUGUUUACAUAUUUUAUAGUAGCAAGGAUCAACUGGUCAAUGAACAGGACAUAAGAAAAUUAUACAUGGAGCUGCCUAAUGCUCAAAAGUUCAUGGUACCAUUAAAAGAUUUCAGCCAUUUGGAUUUCGUGUGGGGUAAAGACGUUGAUACAUUGUUAUACAACAGAGUUUUGAGUCGUAUGGAAGUACACAGGGGAAACAUAUAAAUUUCUACAAAAGAGACUAUAUAUUAUUUGCUUGAACAAAGAUACUUCUUCACACAUACAUCAUUUUUGUCACAGUAUUGAAAAUGAUUGUAUAUAAGCAAUAUAAAGAAGAAAAUAACAAUAACAUUUGUUGUUAAUCCAAGAAUUAAGUUGCACUGAUUUAAAACAAUUGUACAAAAUUUUGUAUUCUUGUAUAAUAAGUUUAGAAGUUUACAAAGCAAAUAAAUAUUUUUUCUAACGAAAA
Nomia melanderi (Alkali bee) is the source of this 1556-nucleotide messenger RNA. RefSeq names its product lipase 3. Gene Ontology annotation, biological process: lipid metabolic process. The record is from RefSeq and is a predicted model, not a curated record. Lineage: Eukaryota; Metazoa; Arthropoda; Insecta; Hymenoptera; Halictidae. Gene Ontology annotation, molecular function: hydrolase activity, acting on ester bonds.